CGGCCUGGCUCCUCCUCCCUCCCCUCCGCUGCGCCGCGACUCAGACCCCGCCGUGCCGGAACGCAGGCGAGCGCGAUGGCCCGCGAGGAGCUGGCGGUGGCCGGCGAGGAGGCGGCGGCGGCCGAGGGGGGCGGCCUGCUGCUGGAGAUUGUGAGCUCCCCGCUCAACCUGACCCUGCUGAGCCUCUGCCUCUUCCUGCUCUACCGGAUCCUGCGGGGCGAGCAGCCCGCGGCGCAGGCGGGCGAGGCGGACCCGCCGCCGCUGCCCAAGAUGAAGCGCCGUGACUUCACGCUGGAGCAGCUGCGGCUCUACGAUGGGGUGCGCGACCCCCGCAUCCUCAUGGCCAUCAACGGCAAAGUGUUCGACGUGACCCGCGCCAGGAAGUUCUACGGGCCCGAGGGCCCAUAUGGGAUUUUUGCUGGAAGAGAUGCAUCCCGAGGUCUCGCCACUUUCUGCCUGGAUAAGGAGGCUCUGAGAGAUGACUAUGAUGACCUCUCUGAUCUCGACGCUACACAGCAAGAGACCUUGAGGGACUGGGAGUCACAAUUCACUUUUAAGUAUCACCAUGUUGGUAACCUGCUGAAGGAGGGGGAAGAACCCACUGUAUACUCUGAUGAAGAAGAGAAAGAUGCCAAGGAUGCAAAGAAAGACUAGAAAGUGCAGUGAGGAACAAUCUGGUUUUGAAUUGUAAAGGAUCAUUUGUAACAUUCCACUUCUUUUUAUAAGUUGCAACAGCAGCAGUGCUUACAAAAGGUCCAGAGUUACACUGAGUUGCUUCUGUUCAAAGGUUUUCUUUUCAAAUUCAGUGGCAAACCACUAAAGGUCUAAGAUUUGUCUUCCUUUAAACCUGCAUAUCUGAAGUAUGCACAAAAAUGUCUGUUGAUAAAGUAAAUUUUGGCAAUAAAGGACUACUCCUGUUUUUCCUCUAUCACCAUUUAGCACAGAGUAAGCUGAAAUCCAGAUUUAAAUUCAGAACCUAGCACUGCAGACACAAGCACGAGAGUAACUUCACAUAUGCAACACAAAUUCCACUAACUCUUGUUUCACAUUAAUUCUGUGGGAUCUGGGUCUUGGAUUGUAAUUCCUUUAGAAAAAAGGACUAUAUUUUGUUUGUCCAUGAAGCAUCAUGCUCAUUUGUUGUGCAAUGUAAUUCAAUAUUUUGAUAUUUGAUAAGAUAAUUUGGCUUUUAAGGAGUUACACGGCAGCUUACAGAAGGAACUGCUUUUAAAAAAGGUAAGAAUGUUUGAGAGGUUAAAUCACUUCUAGAUACUUUUAAUUAAUACUGAUGAAUACUUGAUGUAUUCAGUCAUGCAUAAUGAUGCAUGGAUUAAUACUUUUAAAGCACAUCUGAAGUGUUACGAAGGUUUAAGAUACCAGGUGUAACUAGAAAUCACUAAAAACCAGGUACAUCAUGAAGUGUGACUCAACUGGACUAUUCAUUUAUUUUUCCUCUUACUAAAACUCUUCUGUGAAUUUUAAUGAAAUGGUAUUAAACAGGAAAGAUAAGCUGCAGUUGAUUCCUAGGCCUAAAAAAGGCAACUUGCUGGUAUGGUGUGAUUAACAAGUGCCCUUGUACAUGCAGCUUUAACCAGCAGCAAAAUGUUCCUGUUCAACAUAUGAGUUUCCUGUACAAAAUAAAACAUGGUAUAAGCUGUUUCAGCAUUGAGGCCUUUGUUGCUGUGGAAUGUUGCCAUUAAAAGAAGCAGCACAAUCUCCUGCAAUGCUGUACCUGCGGGACCUGACCUUUGAAUUGCUUUAAACUUACUUGCUCUCUUAGCUCACAUCUCUGCUUAAUUACUAGGUUUGUUCCGACUAUCUAACCUAGUCUCCUCCCAGAGCAUGCUGGGUAAAUGGAUUUGACCAAGGGAAGAUGUAAACAUGCUUCAUCAUCAUCAUCAUCAGGUUCAAAACUGACCACUCAUCCACUCAUGUGUUUCUUGUCCAGGUGAUUCUGCUUAGAUGUCUGUCUGGGGUAGUUCUCUCUGUUUAGUUUCUUUGGUUCCGCUGUCUGGCCAAGCUGUUUCAGUUUCACAGCAUGGCCAAAAUGAUAAACUGAGUCCGGAGUGGGAAGGUGUAAACUAGGCAAAACUGUUUGGAAGUAGAGUGCAUUGCACAACAGCAACUUUCAUAAACAAGUUGACACAACAUGCUAAAGUGCCCAAGACCAUCUGUGGUGAGAGCAACCAACUUUCCCUUAGUCCUACCACUACCAUGGCAUUUUCUUUGGGUUACACUGGGCCUUCAACUGAAGAGUGCUGUCAUUUGAGCCAGGCGGCUUGCGUAAGUGGUAAUUGCAUGAACUACCCAGGGGAGGUCUAGAGACUAAUGUAAAUUUUGCCAUGACCCUUGUGUUGAGAUUUUCUUUUUAGAGACAUUUAUACUCCUUGCAAACUACUAACGGUUUACCUCAGAUCAGUAACGUGCUUUUAUUUAAGGCAGGAAAUAAAAUACUCUUGCAUAA
Neopsephotus bourkii (Bourke's parrot) is the source of this 2461-nucleotide messenger RNA. It is a transcript of the gene PGRMC1, whose product is annotated as progesterone receptor membrane component 1. Bases 76 to 654 code for a protein of 192 amino acids. The transcript is spliced from 3 exons. Gene Ontology annotation, cellular component: endomembrane system; membrane. NCBI's taxonomy places the organism in Eukaryota, Metazoa, Chordata, Aves, Psittaciformes, Psittacidae. The record is from RefSeq and is a predicted model, not a curated record.